UCGCAGGCGCACAUCAGACGUUCAGGAUCCGGUACCUGGAGGCUGACGCUCUGAAACUCGACGAUGUCAUUUGGAUGUAAAUAGGUUACACCCGUGGACAGAGACGACACAGAAAGAUAGCUUUACCUGACCUUCCUGAAGCUUUAGUUAUUAUUCCGUUAAGCCAAUCACCAUGGAUCUGUCAUUUAUGGCCGCGCAGAUCCCGGUGAUGACAGGAGCCUUCAUGGACUCGUCGCCUCACGAUGACUACAGCACGGAUCACUCGCUCUUCAACUCCUCUGCAAGUGUCCACGCCGCCGCUCUGGCUGCUCACAGCCAGCAGGAGGAGCAACAGCCCAUGUCCCGGGACGCCAUAUGGCUGUGGAUCGCCAUUACUGCCACCAUCGGCAACAUAGUAGUGGUCGGAGUCGUCUACGCCUUCACGUUCUGAUCUGUGCAAACGAAAUGAACGUUGGAGGCUUCAUAUUUGAGUCUCCCAAAAUAACGGAACUCGAGGGCCUCAUUAAACAAACACUGUGCGCAUUUUUUAACGAAAAAAAAAAUGUGCGCAGUCUUAGUUGUUUAUUUGAUCAUUUUAUUAACACAGAAGGGUAUUUAGAAAUUAUUUUUUAAUUAAUUGGUGUUUUCAUGAUGGAAACUUUUUAACUAGAUUGUUUAUUGCUAAACGGAAAAAAAAAACACGUCUCUUGUUUUUUCCGACUAUAGUGACCAAUACUGCCAAACGAUUUGUACGUGUUUUGCUUUUAGUAUGUGAUAUCCGAUGAUGUUGUAAAGCUUUAAAUGUCUAGAGGGCAAAUGCUAGUCUAUGAAAGUCAUCCAACUAGAGCGGCGAUUAGGAAGUUGAAAUGAAUCCAGAAUCUAAUUUGGUGAAGUAACCAUAAAAUAAAAUUCAUCAGUAUGUAAGUGCAGGGAACAGAACACUUUGUCAGAGACAUAUAAAUAUAGUAAGCACUUACAAUUGUAUUUAAUUAUGGGGCAUUUAUUUAUUAUAUCAUGGUUGAUUUAUUUGA
Molecule: messenger RNA, 1010 nt
Organism: Danio aesculapii
Lineage: Eukaryota; Metazoa; Chordata; Actinopteri; Cypriniformes; Danionidae
Exons: 2
Coding region: 173-430 (85 amino acids)
Source: RefSeq, a predicted model, not a curated record